This is a messenger RNA of Syngnathoides biaculeatus (alligator pipefish), 3297 nucleotides long. RefSeq names its product argonaute RISC catalytic component 3a (gene ago3a). Gene Ontology annotation, molecular function: protein binding; RNA binding. Gene Ontology annotation, biological process: regulation of stem cell proliferation; regulatory ncRNA-mediated gene silencing. NCBI's taxonomy places the organism in Eukaryota, Metazoa, Chordata, Actinopteri, Syngnathiformes, Syngnathidae. The record is from RefSeq and is a predicted model, not a curated record. The coding region runs from base 699 to 3281 and encodes 860 amino acids. The transcript is spliced from 19 exons.
AAAAAAAAAAAAAAAAAUCUCAACUCUCUCGGUGUACACCGAGGACUUGACAGCUGGAAUUUUUUGCCUUUCUUUUUUUUUGGGGGGGGGGGCUACCAGGUUGACGAAGACGACGAAACCGGAGUCGUGUCGCGUAAUUUAGCCGGCGAAAGUGCCUGUUUUAUUUCUUCCCUCCCUCAUAAAAGUAACCACCAGAAUUCCAGCUCGUCGCAAUUGAGCUAAUUCGGCUAACAUUUAGCUUGUUUCUCCAACGCGUAAUUGGUUAUGACACUGCUUUUAACGCCCAAAAACCCGUAUAUUCUGCUUUAUUUGUCCCAUUUAACUCCGCUGAGAUGACUUCCUGACCCCCAAGACACUUUUUAAUCCCCCUCGAAAAGAAGGAGAGACUUAUCUAGCGAGCUAAACUGAGCUAACCCGAGAGGCGCGGCGCUAGCAGCAGCGACACCCGGGAUUGGACACGUCGCCAACGGAGAGGAGGAGGUAGGAGUGGCGGCCUAAAGCUUGACAGCUUCGCCCGGCCAAGGCGGGCUCUAAGAGGCCCAGAGCCCGCCACUCUGCGGGGCCACAAGCGUCGCUGAGCCGCGGGGAGACACCGGCUUGAAGGGAGGAGAAGGCGGCGGAGGAGGGCGAGGACCAGGCAUUUUUUUUUUUUUUUGACUAGUGGGAUCCGGGAAGUAAACCGGGCAGUGACCUCAUGAAUGGAAAUCGGAACUACAGGAGCCGUUGGGGCCCAGUCCCUGUUUGCCAUGCCUCGGCGGCCCGGCUAUGGCACCAUGGGAAAGCCCAUCAAGCUGUUGGCCAACUGCUUCCAAGUGGAGAUCCCCAAGAUGGACGUCUACCUCUACGAGGUGGACAUCAAGCCUGACAAGUGCCCGCGGCGUGUCAAUCGGGAGGUAGUGGACUCCAUGGUGCAGCACUUCAAGGUGACCAUCUUUGGGGAUCGCAGGCCAGUCUACGAUGGCAAGAGGAGUCUGUACACGGCCAACCCGCUGCCUGUGGCGCCCACGGGGGUGGACUUGGAUGUAACUCUGCCAGGCGAGGGGGGCAAAGAUCGUCCUUUCAAGGUGUCAAUCAAGUUUGUCUCUCUAGUGAGCUGGCACAUGCUGCAUGAGGUUCUAACGGGGCGCAGCAUGCCUGAGCCGCUGGAGCUGGACAAACCGAUUAGCACCAACCCAGUGCAUGCCGUGGAUGUGGUGCUGAGACACCUGCCGUCCAUGAAAUAUACGCCGGUGGGCCGCUCCUUCUUCUCGUCUCCGGAGGGCUAUGAUCAUCCUCUGGGCGGAGGCCGGGAGGUGUGGUUCGGCUUCCACCAAUCGGUGCGUCCUGCCAUGUGGAAGAUGAUGCUAAACAUUGACGUGUCAGCCACCGCCUUCUACAAAGCCCAGCCGGUCAUCCAGUUCAUGUGCGAAGUACUGGACAUCCACAACAUAGAUGAGCAACCCCGCCCUCUCACUGACUCGCACCGGGUCAAAUUCACCAAAGAAAUCAAAGGUUUGAAGGUGGAAGUGACACACUGUGGAACCAUGCGAAGGAAGUAUCGUGUCUGCAACGUGACCCGCAGGCCGGCCAGCCAUCAAACGUUCCCCCUCCAGCUGGAGAACGGCCAGACUGUGGAACGCACCGUAGCCCAGUACUUUAGGGAGAAGUACAGCCUACAGCUCAAGUACCCCCACCUACCCUGUCUCCAAGUUGGCCAGGAGCAAAAACAUACCUACCUGCCACUGGAGGUGUGUAACAUUGUAGCUGGUCAGCGAUGUAUCAAGAAGCUGACAGAUAAUCAGACAUCCACCAUGAUCAAGGCCACAGCUCGCUCCGCGCCUGACAGACAGGAAGAGAUCAGCAGGCUGGUCCGCAGCGCCAACUAUGACGCGGACCCGUUUGUCCAGGAGUUCCAGUUCAAAGUGCGCGACGAGAUGGCCCAUGUGACGGGGCGAGUGCUACCCGCCCCCAUGCUGCAGUACGGCGGCAGGAACCGCACAGUGGCCACGCCCAGUCAUGGUGUGUGGGACAUGAGGGGCAAGCAGUUCCACACUGGUGUGGAGAUUAAGAUGUGGGCCAUCGCCUGCUUUGCCACGCAGCGCCAAUGUCGGGAGGAUAUUCUCAAGGCGUUCACAGACCAGCUACGCAAGAUCUCCAAGGACGCCGGCAUGCCCAUCCAGGGGCAGCCAUGCUUCUGCAAAUAUGCCCAGGGAGCGGACAGCGUGGAGCCCAUGUUCCGACACCUGAAGAACACCUACGCUGGACUGCAGCUCAUCAUUGUUAUCCUCCCCGGCAAAACCCCUGUCUAUGCUGAGGUAAAGCGCGUGGGAGAUACUCUGCUGGGCAUGGCCACGCAGUGUGUCCAGGUGAAGAAUGUAGUGAAGACCUCCCCCCAGACCCUCUCCAACCUCUGUCUCAAGAUUAACGUCAAGCUGGGCGGCAUCAACAACAUCCUUGUGCCUCACCAACGGCCUUCAGUGUUUCAGCAGCCAGUCAUCUUCCUGGGAGCAGAUGUGACACAUCCGCCUGCCGGGGAUGGCAAGAAGCCCUCAAUUGCAGCAGUGGUGGGCAGCAUGGACGCCCACCCCAGCCGCUACUGUGCCACCGUGCGGGUGCAGAGGCCCAGACAGGAAGUAAUUCAGGAUCUGGCCUCAAUGGUCCGCGAGCUGCUUAUCCAGUUCUACAAGUCCACGCGUUACAAGCCUACCCGCAUCAUCUUCUACAGGGACGGAGUGUCUGAAGGCCAGUUCAGACAGGUGCUGUAUUAUGAGCUGCUGGCCAUCCGCGAGGCCUGCAUCAGCCUGGAGAAAGAGUAUCAGCCGGGCAUCACCUAUAUUGUGGUGCAAAAACGGCACCACACACGACUCUUCUGCGCCGACCGCAACGAGCGAGUUGGACGCAGUGGAAACAUUCCUGCUGGUACGACCGUGGACACUGACAUCACGCAUCCUUAUGAGUUUGACUUUUACCUCUGCAGUCAUGCUGGAAUACAGGGCACCAGCCGGCCCUCCCACUACCACGUGCUGUGGGACGACAACUGUUUCACGGCCGACGAGUUCCAGCUGCUAACCUACCAGUUGUGCCACACCUAUGUCCGCUGUACCCGCUCGGUGUCCAUACCUGCGCCUGCCUACUACGCCCACCUGGUGGCCUUUCGCGCUCGUUACCAUCUGGUUGACAAAGAGCACGACAGUGCCGAGGGCAGUCACGUGUCCGGUCAGAGUAAUGGUCGAGACCCGCAGGCCUUGGCCAAAGCUGUCCAGAUCCACCAUGACACCCUAAGGACCAUGUACUUCGCCUGAGCUGCAACCCACACAC